ACUCGCAUUUCACAUGGAGAAAUGUGACAAGGCAGUUGAUCGGCAGGGAUUUGUCAUGGACCAUCCUGCUGGGUCAGGCUGGCUGUGCCUCCCCGGUGCCCGUUUGUUGUCCCGAUGGCACGCGGCGUUUGUGAGAUGCGGGCUCUUGUCAGGGCAGGCAGGCAGCCAGCGGGCUAUAUUUAGCUACAGCGACAAAACAGGCAGCAGAAUCAGCUGACUGGAGGCAGGGAGCCUGAUGCAUGGUUUAGUUGUAGACAGCACAUACUCUGUACUGAAAACAGGGAGGGACACAGCAGGGGAGAGACGUGGGAGCCAGGGGAGCCGAAAGCCACCCAUCCCUCCGCACCAGCAUCAGUGCAGCCAUGGCACCCCGGAUAAGAUUGAGUCUUUCAAAGCCUCUCCCAACCAUACGUGAAACCCACGAGGAGGCGAUGGAAGAUUCAAGCAGCAACCCGAAGCGCACUGGAAGUGCUGCAGCCAGCUCAGACUCAUACUCCAGUGACGAUUACAUCCAGUCCAUUUGCCACCUUGCCAGACCCACCUUCCUGGGCCUUCCUGAAAGCAGCCAUAAGGAUCAGGACAGAAAGACCCUGAAGACCAUUGAAGACAUGUCAUGGUCUCCAUCCCUCGGGAGGAUGCAGCAGGAAAUGUCAAAAUGUAAACUGACCAAUUUAAUCUCAAAUGUGGUGCCGCUGGGAAAGGUUGUUCCUGCAGAAACCGAAUUCUGGUCCAGAGAGGACCCCCUGGCACAGAUCUAUACCCAUGCAGGAAGGCUCUGCUCCUCCAAGGCUUCUUUGUACACUAAAAACUCCAGCACUGGAUACUCACAGUGCAACUCUUCCACCCCAAACAGUGAACUUCAUCCCCCAAUCAUGAAAGAAAAAGCCACAGGGAAACCCACUUUUCCACGAGUGUUCAGUUUUCCAAGGCUUCCCUCCCCAAGACCAGCGCAGAAAGAAUCAACCUGCUCUGAGCUGAAGUACCUCAGAAAAGAUGAGGGAACAGUUUUAGGGAGUAGCCACAGUCAGAAAGAAAACGGCCCCGUGUUCAUCAAUGGUGAAGAGCUAUCACCAUCGUCAGCCAGAGGGAAGCUGGUAGGAAACCCAGCCUUGCACUGGUCUGUCAGAAGCUGUUUGUUCAAUACAACAGGCACCAAUGAACAAGAAGGGAGAGAAACGUCUCACUGUGACAACAAAAAUGUAGUGGGUGAUGUACCCACUAAGCAGAGAUACUCCGAGUGUUUCCGAGUACCUAAAAAAGCCAUGAUCCGUAACUGGAUUUCAGAGCACAGAUGCAUCUGGAAAGAAGCAAAGGUGAAAGCGUGUUUGCUCCCAGCCAUUGCUGAAGUGUGAAGAAGCAGCUGCUCAGAAUAAUUCUAUUCACAAGAUAUAACCACCCUGUGCUCUAGAAGCUCUCCCUGGAGUCCUUACACAGAAAACAUGGCUUGAAUGUGCAUGCAAGUCAGGCAGACCUUUGUGACCCCUUGUAUCCCUCAGCAGUGGGCAAAGGGAUGAUUCAGAGUCUCAUCCACUAAGGAAACAGCAAUUAGUUCUCAUUUUGGAAAGGCAACAGUCCAUAAAGCAUCUCCCCCCACCUAUUGCCUAGAACUGCCCUGAGCAUGAAGAAAAGCUGGAGAGAGUACAAAGCCCAUCUGUUCUGGAGGAAAAGUGAUUUUCAGGAACAUCAAACUCCUGGUGUUUUCCAGCAAAUGCCAAAGAGCCAGAUGUAGCUCACACUUGGGUACUGUUAUUUUGAAAGGAACAUUUUGACCGACACUUGGACAGUACUAAACAUGCUCUCUCUGACAUAGACAUUUACUAGGAGACUCAUUAUAGAUCAAUGUGUCAACACCAGAAUACCGCUGGGUAGGUCACCUGUUAGUGCAGUAGCAUAAAGAAAUAGUUUUUAAAAGCCAUAAGAAGUCUUUUGUGAGGAUUUGCUAGAGGGCAACAUGGAGAAUAUCACAGCUCCUCCAGGUGGGGAUUUUCCUGUUGCUUACCCUGGCACAACCCUGUUACCUUUACUCCUUGAUGUACCCUUCAGUGAGGAGCACUGGGUGGGCAUUGCCGUGCCAGCGCUGUGGCUUGUGCUGGAGCUGUAUCAACCUAUGAUGCCAGCUGUAAAACAGGUAUCCCGCUGGUCCCUGCACUGUCACAUCUGCACCAAGUGUGGUGUUAUGAGCACCAGGUCAUCCCUUGCUGCCGGACUUUGCUGUUCAGACAAACUGUCUCUCAUUGGUGCUUUCUCCUGCAGUCAGAGCAUCCUCAUGCACCUGUGUUUGGUACCACACUCUGUAGUCAGCCAAAAGAAGUAGGUGAGAAAACUGCAAAGCAAUACUAGAUUAAUUAUUACUACUACUACUAGGAAUAACUCUUUUGGCACAGAGGAGAGCACAGGGACCAGGCUGUUUGUUCACCAGCAGCUAAGAUGGGAAAUACCAUUGGAAAGCUGCAAUUAUGAAAAUGCUCACAAGCGAUUUCUAAACCACCCUCAAGCAGAUUAAAUCAGAAGGCAACUUCUGCUCAGUACCAACAGGAGGGCAAAUAUGCCCGAGGAUCUAAAGGUGAGCAUAUUUGAGCUUCUCAUUCUCACAUCUCUUACCUCAAAUAGCUUUUCUCCUUUUGAAACUCAUUAGCAUGAACUGCUUCUCAUCUUGGUUUUUGAACUAACCACAUAGCAAGAACAAAAGUGAAGGUGGCUCCAGCAUCUAUUAAGAGCCGAUGGAGAGAGUUGGAUCGAGGAGGUACCAGCCUGCUCUGCCUCCUCCACGUCUUUCCCUUCCUUCUCAGGUUAAGGCUGGGAUUCAAGUGAUGCUUGUCCUCAUUGCCCUGCUGACAUUUUAAUUUCUCUCCACGUGAAUAUUUAUGACACUAAUGCCUUGUCUUGUGCCUUGAGCUGCAUGUACCCCUGCUUUUGACAGAGAAAACAAAUAAAAUCAUUACAUCCAA
This is a messenger RNA of Strigops habroptila (Kakapo), 2948 nucleotides long. RefSeq lists its product as uncharacterized. The coding region runs from base 363 to 1352 and encodes 329 amino acids. NCBI's taxonomy places the organism in Eukaryota, Metazoa, Chordata, Aves, Psittaciformes, Psittacidae. The transcript has 2 exons. Gene Ontology annotation, cellular component: mitochondrion. The record is from RefSeq and is a predicted model, not a curated record. Gene Ontology annotation, biological process: regulation of autophagy.